GACCGUUAGUGAUGUAGGACGAUGCAUCAGAGGUGGCCUCGCUGUAAUGACAAUGCGAGCCGGUAAGCGGUCAGUGAAAUCUGUCGCGCGCCAAGUUUGCGUUCUGUAACCGCUAAUUAAACGUAAUUAGCACUGCAAAAAAGUGUUAUCAGCGUGUGUUUUGUGUUGUGAAUGGAUACAGAUCAACGUGAAUGUGCGUGAUAUAAAAAUGAAAGUGAAUGACAUAUGUGACUAAUUAACCACCAAACUUGGAUUAAUAAAUAUGCGCUCAGCUUCCAUCCUAAUUCCAGGUCCUGCAGCAGGGAACUUCAGGGUCUUCUGCCUGUUCCUUUAAUAACUGGAAGACGCAAGUGCGACCAGGACAGAAGACCAUUGCACUUUGGGCGCGUGGAUGUUCGUUCACACGCCUCGGAAUGGAACUGAAGGCCCGAGUGUCUUGUGGCUUGCAUGAGCGUCGAAGCUGUGCCUAGAAGUUCGAUUUAAUUUGACAUUAUUUUAGUAUUUGUUUAAUAAAUCACAAGUAUGCUGUGCAAACACGUUAGGGUGAGGCUGGCCGGUAUGUGCACCAAUACUUUAAGCCCUGGUCCACGAGGGAAAUGACCACGGAUGCGAAAUAUGACGUGAGGUGUCCCUCGCGUUGGUUCGUUUAAUCUGCAUUGUGGUGUGUUGUCAACAGACUUGGGUGGAUGACGUCUUAUGACGUCACGAGACGUCUCCGGGUUUUUCGGAUGUCGUGACCGCCAUGUUGAAACAUAUGUUGACAACAGUGGCGCCACCAUCCACAGCGGUGAUGAACGGAAGCGGGCUCCAUCCUGUGGCCAGAACUCAGCCGGACGGGAUAGUCGUGGUGACCGAUCUGUCAUCUGGCCCUCACGGGGGCCGUCUUCGCGGUGGUCCGACCCUUUUGUCUCAACACCAACCUCAGCUGAACCUCUCGCAAAGGUUAAAUCAUUCCCAUGCUUUGAAUGUGUCUACCCUAAGCACAUCGAAACAUUCAUUAGGGAAUUCUAGUGGAGCGAGUCCUGGCGGUAACGCGACUCUGAACAAUAUAACGAUGAAUGGACCUGUGACCCAGGUCGUGACUCCGCCAAAGAUGGCGAAUGGCGGUCUGCAUAUAUCCAGGGGUCACAGCGGUGGAAGCACGCUCAUUCCAGCCAACGUGUCCCGGUUCAUGACCAGGUCCAAAGAGGCUGGAAUCAGGGAGAUGCUGACGUCACUGGGCCUGUUGUGCCUCGUGUCCCUGCUCCUGGCUCUGUUGUCUCUCGUCUUCCUGCUCAAGAUCUCGCCGAUGACGACGGCGGACAUGCGGGACCUGCGCCGGACAGAGCAGCUGACGAUCAUCUCGGCCGACGAGUACGUAGUCGUGUACGAGGUGACCUUGGCGCUGUGCGCGCUAACACUGUCUCUGAACCUGUGCUGCCUCCUGGUGUGUGCCAUUCAGUUCCUGUUCGCAGUGAAGCUCGUUAAGUCCCCUCAAGGCGGGCAGAGAACGAAUAAGUACCUGCAAAAAUCUUCCAUCACUCGCGUGUGUGCAGUGGGCGGAUUCUUCAUUUCUAUCCCAGUCUUCCUCACAGGUAUUAUUCUGUACACCUUCAUCCAGUUCCACUCGACUCCAGCCAUCGUGACCAGCGUCUUUAUCGGGUUGGGCAUAAUCUUCUGUGGCUGUGCGAUGGUCCACAACGUCUUCGUCUGGCAGAAGGAGAAAACCAACGCAGUCAGGGCGCUGGCUCAACAACACCGCGAGGAAGAACAGCAGCAGGGCCAGUCGCUUCGACAGCCGACGCCCGUAGAGAUGAACAAACCGGCGCCGUGCCACCCUCGAGAUGCGAGCGGCAGUGUGAGUCCGGGGGUGCCAACUGCGACACUUGACCUCAGCUCCGUCACGACCGCCACUUCACCGCACGAGCUGUCGACACUCGUGUGAUUCAUCGCGACUUCCGCUUUGUAAUGUGGCGAUGAAGUGAUAGAAAGUGAAUUUUAACUUCAGGCAAAAUAACACCUACUUUUUGAUACAGCCUGUACAAAACGUAAAUGAAACUUUGCUCCGGCAAUGAAGAAAUGAUUUUAUCUUUUUCGUACGUUCUUUGACGAUCGAAGACAAUCUUCCUCGUGUGGAAUUUAGACUACGAAUACUUGCCGAUAGAAUUCGCGUGUUUUUGGCGUCACGUGUCAACAAAACGUCACUUACCUUCCUGUUAUCUGUGACUGAAGAUUAUAAAAGUAACGCAUCGAUCUUUGUCUCUUGGAUUAUUUAAUGACGUUAUAUUUAUUGGCAUUAUACAAUUUUCUUUUGUGGAAGAUUAUGAAGUCAGUUGAAAGGAUUGGGGCGAACGCCCCUUCUUCAUCACGAAUUAAGCCCCUCGACCAAUCGUGGCCCUGGGAUUUUAUAACUGACGAGUCCUUCCCCUUGGAGUUGUCUUCUUGAAUUAUUUCUCCAUUUUAGUUUGUAUUUUAAUCUUUCAAUUGUCUUCUUGCUCAGUUAAAAGUCGUCGUGGCUGUUUGUGGGCGAUGACUCAGAACUAAACUGAUCUGAUUUUAGAACGUCACAGGAAUUUUGAUUUUAAUGUGGGUGUGAAGUUUAUACAGUAGUUGGCAAACAAGUUUGCUGGUAGAAGGUGCACGGGAAAUGGCCGAGGAAAUGAGGCGCGACAGACGGCCCAUUUUGAAUGCCGUGUGCAAAAACCAGAUUGUUUCUACGCUCGCUCGUUUGGCUUCUGCUGUAUGAAGGGAGAUCCUUCGGUCAAUAACACGACCAGACUUUAAUUUCACCACUGAGAGAGCCCUCUAUGUAAAAAGGCACUACAAAUAAACUUCACGGCUAUUUUCCA
This is a messenger RNA of Zootermopsis nevadensis, 2828 nucleotides long. RefSeq lists its product as uncharacterized. The record is from RefSeq and is a predicted model, not a curated record. NCBI's taxonomy places the organism in Eukaryota, Metazoa, Arthropoda, Insecta, Blattodea, Termopsidae.